Molecule: messenger RNA, 6579 nt
Organism: Mugil cephalus (flathead mullet)
Lineage: Eukaryota; Metazoa; Chordata; Actinopteri; Mugiliformes; Mugilidae
Product: receptor-type tyrosine-protein phosphatase N2-like
Exons: 23
Coding region: 209-3379 (1056 amino acids)
Biological process (GO): protein dephosphorylation
Cellular component (GO): secretory granule
Molecular function (GO): protein tyrosine phosphatase activity
Source: RefSeq, a predicted model, not a curated record
AAAGGCAGAAACGCCCUGCAUCCUCCUCUCCUAUCCUCUCCUCUCCUCUCUCCUCCGACAUCCAUCCAUCCACCGCCGCCUCCUCACCUGCUCCUUCAGCCGCGCAGGAGCCGCUGCGAACCGGACGGAACGCGAACCGAACCCCCGCUGGAAAAUAUGGCCUUUUAACGCUCGACAGACGGAAAAAUAAAUACAUUAAAAAAUAAUAAUGGUAAUAAUACAUAAACAAAUGAUAAUCAUGAAGCUUCUGCGUCCUCUCUCCUGCCUCCUCCUCCUCUUCGCUUCCCUGAGCUGCGCCUCCGCUUCCACCGACAGGAGAUUCGGUUGCCUGUUUGAGAACGAGCUGUGUUCACCGUACGAGAUCUGUGUCAACGAUGGUAUGUUUGGGAGGUGUCACUCUGUUCCGGUGAGGGAGGUUUACACCUACGACGUCUCCCCGUCUGUGGUGCAGCGCUUCAGGAUGCUGCUGGAGAAGCUUUCCAUCAGAGGUUUGACGUGGGAAGACGACGCUACCCAGCAGGUUCUGGCCACAGAGUUGUCCAAACUGAGGAGGAUUCCCUACAAGCCUCAGCAGAACGGACCGGUCUACAGCACCGAUAGCAGGCCGGUAGCUGAAGCCUUGGACCCAGUGGACCAGAGGGUGAAGCCGGUGGAGGUGGAGCUGAGCAGAAACCUGCAGACGUACCUCCAGCGCCUCGGCCUCCUCCCAAAAACGUCGUCGAGCUCCGGUCUGAGCGCCCCCGUCAAGAGCGACCGUUUCCAGUCGGGCGUCUCUGCAGACCUCCCCCGCUCCAAGGCCCAGGCCUUGGCUCAGAAGUCGCCUCCUUCCGGCUUCUUGCCCCUGUCGUCUUUCCAGCCCCGGCAGAAGCAGAGACCUCCGUCCAACCAGCUCCUCUCCACGCAGGCCGAGGGCGACCUUCUCCUGGACGCCCUGAGGCGGUAUCUCUCCGGACGCCUGCCCCUGCACAGUGGAGGGGUGAACCCCGGUCCCGACCAGGAAGAGGCCGCCUCUCUCCGCCUGAAGCCCUUCUACACUAAUUGGAUAGAAAACCCCGGUCUUAAAAAAGAGACCUCCAAAUCCAGGCUUCUGAAAUUGGGACGAACUCAAGGGGCUUCGGCCCGGGACCCCCUCACAUCCGUGGAUGAGAGGUUCAUCGAGAACGUCUUGAAGAACGUCGGCAGGCAGCACGUUGACGUGGACAACCUGACGCCGCAGGACCUGGACCAGCUGUCCCGCCUCAUAGCUGACGCUCUGCAGGUGGUCGACAAGGACAAGGGACCCAACAGGGGCUCGGCUCGGGUUAGGGGACCUGGACCGAGAGACCUGGAGGGAGAGCUUACUGACGGGGAGGUGGAGGAGGAGGAGGAGGAGGACGCCGCUAGACGUGAGGAAGAGGAGAAGCUGCUGGAGAACGCUCCCACUCUGAAACCACAAGAGAGCACUACUCUGGCACAGGCAGCACUUCAGGAGCACCACGGAGUUACAGAGGAGCAUAAUGUGAAGGACAAGGCCGACGGCGGCAGCCUCUUUACCAAACUCCUCGCCUACCUCAACAAGACUCCUUUCACCGGCGCUCCGCCAGCGAGGAGCCGGUACGACGUCCCCGUGGAGACGCCCAGGGGCCAGCAGGUGGGGCUGGAAAACGUCCAGAGUCGGACGAGCCAGUCGGGCGUCAGCGUGCAGAAGAAGGACGCCACGCAGUCUGUGGAGGAGGUGUCGGAGCUGGCGGGAUGGAUCAAGGAGGUGGCGCCUCCUCCUGCUUCGCUGGUGUACGAGGAACCCCACAAGAAGACGAUGCACGUCCCCGAGCUGCAGCUGGACGUCAAAGCCGGCGGGAAGAAGGAGGACGACGACGUCUUCGGUUACGUCAUCACGGACACAGAUCGGCUCCAGACAGACGAAGGCCUCCACCUGAUGGAGAUCCUGGCUCGAAUGGCCAAGAUCCAGAUGACCGACUUCGCUGAGCUCUCGGUGGUGGGCCCGGCCGUGACCUUCAAAGUGAGCCCCAACGCUCACAACGUCAGCACCACAGAUGUGGCCAACGUGGCAGUCCAUCAGAAGGCGGCACUGGAGAAGGAAGCCAAGGUCAGCAUCCUGGAGGCUGGAGUCACUGAUGGAAGCCACAUCAACCAGAUCCCCACCAAGUACAGCCAGGCCGAGUCCACCAAGUUCCUCAUCCUCACCGUCGUGUCCAUCCUGUGCAUCGUCGGCGUGCUGCUGGCCUCCAGCGUGGUCUACUGCCUGCGCCACCGCUCCCACCACAAGAUCAAGGAGAAGCUCACCAACCUGGGAACAGAUACUGGCAGCGAUGCUACCGCCACCUAUCAGGAGCUGUGUCGCCAGCGCAUGGCCGUCAAACCUCCGGCCGAGCGCCCGGAGCCCAUCUCCUCCCGGAUCAACAGCGUGUCGUCUCAGUUCAGCGACGGGGGUCCGGCCGUCAGCCCCUCGGCCCGGAGCAGCAUCUCCUCCUGGAGCGAAGAACCGGCUCACUCCAACAUGGACAUCUCCACCGGCCACAUGAUCCUGUCCUACAUGGAGGACCACCUGAAGAACAAGGACCGCCUGGAGAAGGAGUGGGAGGCUCUGUGCGCGUACCAAGCCGAACCCAACGCCUGCACCGUCGGCCUCAAGGACGGCAACGCCAAGAAGAACCGCUCGGCUGCUGUCGUGGCCUAUGAUCACUCCAGGAUCACCUUGAAGGUGGAGAACAGUCAAGGCAACUCUGAUUACAUCAACGCCAGCCCGAUCAUGGAUCAUGAUCCCAGGAACCCGGCGUACAUCGCCACUCAAGGUCCGCUGCCCUCCACCGUGGCAGACUUCUGGCAGAUGGUGUGGGAGAAUGGCUGCGUGGUCAUCGUCAUGCUGACGCCUCUCGUGGAGAACGGGGUGAAGCAGUGCUACCAUUACUGGCCCGACGAAGGAUCCAACCUGUACCACAUCUACGAGGUGAACCUGGUGUCCGAACACAUCUGGUGCGACGACUUCCUGGUCCGUAGCUUCUACCUGAAGAACAUGCAGACCAACGAGACGAGGACUGUCACUCAGUUCCACUUCCUGACUUGGCUCAACCAGAACGUCCCAGAGACCAGCCGGACGCUGCUCGACUUCCGCAGGAAAGUUAACAAGUGCUACCGGGGACGCUCGUGUCCUAUCAUAGUCCACUGCAGCGAUGGAGCAGGAAGAAGUGGGACCUACAUCCUGGUGGACAUGGUGCUCAACAAGAUGGCUAAAGGUGCCAAGGAGAUUGAUAUUGCAGCGACUCUGGAGCACCUGCGAGACCAGCGGCCAGGAAUGGUUCAGACCAAGGAUCAGUUUGAGUUCGCGUUGACGACCGUUGCCGAGGAGGUGAACGCCAUCCUGAAAGUUCUUCCGCAGUAGAAGCGAACGCCUCCUGAAGUUCUCUCCUCCUCCCCGUCAACCGGAGGAUCGGCCCUUUUGUUUCCUCCCUCCUUCUUAUUUCUUUCUCCUCAUCUCUUCAUCCGCCAUCGAUCCCUUCGUUCAUGCCGUCACAUCCUCUUUAUUUCCUCACCUGGACUCGUCUGGUUCAUUUUCCCUCCUCCUCCUCCUCCUCCUGUUACCCAUCCUAACAAACAGGAAACCGGUCCUGUACAUAGUUACACGUUCCUUCCUCUUUUCCAAAAAAAUGUCUUUUCCUUUCUGAUGGGCUGCUCAAAAUAGCUUCUCUACGUUCUGGAGAUUUAUCAGCGUUGACCUCAGGGGCGUCAGUCAAAUUUAAUCCGUUCACGUGUGGAGUCUGUUCCACUCUAUUCCUUAGACCAGUGGUUCCCAACCUGAUGGCCCCGCCCCCCCCAGGUAUCACAGAGGGGGCAGUUCUCACCUGUUUCUUCAGUUUUUAGCCAGUAUUGUGUGUCUCUCCCUGCACGUACGAUAUGCAGGGCAUGUGGUGUUCGAUCACAAUAAAAAUAAUAAUAAUCAAUAUUUCGAAAAAAAAUGUGUAAAGGUUCGAGCAGUCAGCUGAGUUCACCUACCAAUGCAAUCAAAAUAACGCACCUUUCCCUCUGGGUCUUGGAUUAUGUGGUUGAGAUCCAGCUGCAGCUCAUGCUGCAUUCAUGACAACUUGGGAAAAAAAUUACCUCCAAGUUGUCAAACUUUUCCAAAAUAAAAAGUAGCUGCUGCACAUAUUUUAAUGUUCAGCAAACGGUGAGGAUAUACCAAACUUAUUUUUUUCUCCUCUAAGUUAACCUGUAACGUGAACCUUAUGAUAUCAGACAUUUGAAAUGUCCAAGUUUUCCUGAAGGCAUCAUCUAAGCUGUUUUUUUUUUCAUCAAAGUCACUGUUGUUGGAAAAAUAGAGAGUAUACUUGUGAAGCUAAGAGAAUAUGUCCUAACCACAAACAAAGGACAUAAAUAGUAAAAAUAAUAACUAAUAUUGAAUGUUAGGAUGUAAAUUUUGCAACUUACGGUUAGAAUAUGAUCAGCAGUUGGUUUUGUAUAAAUUGAAACUGAAUUAAAUGGUUAAAUUGCAAAUCGAAUAAUUCCUUAAAUGAAUGAGCCCCACCCUCAAAAUUAAGUUCAGGCUGUGUGGGUGGUGGGGGGGCUGCUUUUCUUAGGGGUUGGGAACCACGUCCUUAGACGCUGUUCAUACGGCUGCUGCUCGAUGCCCCUGACGCUCUGUGAGUCAGUGUGACGUUGACCAUCAUGUCCGUUUCACUACAUCGUGUUUGUGUCUGAUAUUUAGUGCUUUACGACACGUUUUCAUGCAAAUGCACCAGAGUUUCAGCGAGGGAAGUCAUCUUCAGCAGCAUUUCUUUUGUAAAAAAAAAGCAGGAGGUGGAAGACUGAAGCCCUGAAAUCAUCAUUAAUAUCACGCUUAUUUUAAGAAAGAUGAAUAAUUCCUGGAAAUGAGGUGAAUCAACGCGAGCAUCAUUUAUCGUCUUAGAAGAAGUUUCCUCAACCUGAAUCGUUGUCUCUUGAAGUUACACUCAUGUCUGCCUUAAGAAAAACAAACAAACAAAAAAAAAACACACACACAGUAGAUGGACGCUUGAUUUUAACAUGGCCUGAUUCCAGGUUCUUUACUGGAAACACACAGACACGAGAAUCAGCCGUCGUGAAAUCAAGCGUGUCUGACACUCUGUAUUUUUAUGAUCGGAGGAGGAGGAGGAUAGUUUCAUUUUAUUUUUUUUAUUUUGAAUAAUACAGUAGGUCUUCAAUGUAGCAUUAAUGGAUGAUUUGUUCAUGUACAGUAGCUGAACACGUGUCGCGUCGAAACUCAUCGGUGGUGGUUUCCCAAAAGCAUCUCGGACAGAAACGUUUAAAAAAGGACUGUGGCCAUGUUUACAUGGACAUUAGUGAUGAUCACUUCAGAAUGAGUAACACUUCAGACUAGUAGGAGACAUAAUCUGUUCAAUAAUAAGACAUCAGCUCCUAAUAAUCAUGUAGACACUUGACCUGGUUGGAAUAAAUAUUUUAUUAAUAUACAGCGUCAGUAAUAAAACUAGUAACAGGGAAGAAAUUAGAGCUGAAUCCGUUCAUUCUGAGCGCGUUUGGUGACAGUUUCCAGGAGGAACAGAAACAUGGAGGUCGUGUUAAUUAAUGAGCCAAUUAAUUAUGUAUAAAACAGAAAUGUGACUAUUUUCAUAUAUUUAUUCCAUGAUUAUUAUUUUUUUUUUUUGGGUUUCAUUCAAUAAAAAGAUAAAGAAGUGUUGACCAGUAGUGUAUUUUAACGUGAACAUAGCCGAUAGUUUCUAUUCAGCCUGUUAACGAGCUGCAAGUUCAAAAAAUACUCGAUUUAGAAUAAAUUUAAAAACUCUUUUAUCAUGAUUAAUAUUAAAUUAACAGAAAAGAGGUGUUUGCUAAUAAUUGACAUAACAGAUAAGAGGAUGGGGUCUUCACAUCUUAUUGUCUAUCAGAGUCUCCUUUUAUUGUGGCGGUGGAUGACUUUGGGAAACCAGCCCCUAGUUUUCGACUGCUUUUCGCCGGCCGACCGUAAAUGAACACUUUUUAUUCUAGUUUUGUUCGUACGUUGACCUGGAUUCACUCUGUUACUAGUGCAUGGAUAUUUAUUCAGCAGAUGAAGUGUGCUGUAGUCUCUGAGCAAACAAACUCAGCGUUGGGUUAUUUAUCUAUUAGCUUUUCCAAUCAGUGCGCGAGGCGCUCCGAGGACCUUGGAGCCGAGGAUUAUCGCCCCUAAACUGUGCAGAUUGACUCGAGAAGGUGCUGCAGCACAAACAUGAUGCAACGCUGCAGCAACCUGGUCUCGUUCGCUGGAAUCCGUGUUUCCAAUCGCGGCUGAAAGAAAGAAACGCUUCUUAUGAUUUAAUGUGGAACCUGAUCCAAGUUUCUCUGCCUUUUUGAAAGAAGCCAAAUUUAAAAAAAAAAAAGAAAGAAAAAAGUGUCUGAUUCUUUAAACUUGUAAUAAUGAGUCUUUCUAGCAGUAGUGAAGAUGCUCUGUCGUUUUUCUUUCACACACUCCAUCAAGCAUCGAUAGAUGGCUUGUCUGUACAUAACCCCCUCUCCCCCCCUCCCUCUAAGAAAUCACUACAGAAGAUAUUUUGUUCUAUCGGUGUAAACUACUUGUGAAUAAAGUCUCAUUGUUGAUGCAGUACUGUAAUGCAA